AUGGCUGAAUCAUAUUUUUCCGAAUUGCGCUUGGUGCAGUACCUGGGCAGGCUCACAUAUGAAGAGUUUGGGAGGUUUAAGGAACUCCUCCAGUGUGAACCUCUGAAAUCCCAGCUCCCACCCAUCCCCUGGCCGGAGAUCAACAGUGCCUCAGAGGAAGAGCUGGCCAGGUUUCUGGUGGGGCACUACCCUGGCAGGCAGGUGUGGGACAUGACCUUGAGCCUCCUCCUGCAGAUCGAUAGGAAGGAUCUCUGGAUGCAGGUGCAGGAAGAGAUGGGAAAUACAUCCUUCGCCUACAGAAAGCACAUGAGGGAAAAAUUCCAGCAGGUGUGGGAAAGGGAAACCUGCCUUCAAGUCCCUGAUGAGUUCUAUAAAAAUACCAUGAGGCCCCAAUACACAUGGCUGUGCAAUGCAUUUGCUCACCAGGUAGCCAGCGGCGUCACCGCAGUCCUGUUUGGCCCGGAGGGCAUCGGGAAAACAACACUUCUGAGAAGGCUGAUGCUGGACUGGGCGGAGGGAACCCUCUGGGAGGGCAGAUUCAUGUUUGUGUUCUUCUUUGCGGUCUACGAGAUCAACUCAGUGGUGGAGACCAGUCUGGCGGAGCUGGUCUCCAGGGACUGGCCCGGGGCCUCUGCGGUCAUCGGCGAGAUGUUCUCCCAGCCAGAGAGAACCCUGUUUAUCCUGGAUGGGUUUGAGAAGCUUAACUUUGACCUGGAAAUUCGGACUGACUUGUGUACCAAGUGGGAUCAGAGACGGCCGACCCCCGUUAUCCUGAGCAGCUUGCUGCAGAAAGAGCUGCUCCCUGAAUCAUCCCUGCUGCUUGGGCUACGGAAUGCCAGGGAGAUGAUCCCCAUCCAUCACUUGUUGAAGCAGCCAAAGGACAUCAUGAUCUUCCAUUUCUCGAAUAUUCUGCUAGAGUUGUAUUUCUCCCAGUUCUUCCAUGUUCCAGAACAUGCGUCUGCGGCCCUGGAGUUCGUGCAGUCCAGGUUGGAUCUGUUGUCUGUCUGCAACCGGCCCAUCUUCUGCUGGAUGACCUGCAGCUGUUUGAAAUGGCAGCUCGAGUCAGGGGACUACUUUAGAAUGUCCGCCCACAACAUCACUUCUUUCUACGUAUCCUUCCUCACAAGUGUGUUCAAAAGAAGAUAUCUGAAAUGCUCACCAGAUCAGAACAGGGCCCAGCUCCAAAGCCUCUGCACGCUGGCUGCACACGGAAUGUGGACACGCAUGUUUGUGUUCAGCUGUGGGGACCUGGCCGGGUUUGGGGUCUCCUCAGUAGACAUCCUGCUGUGGCUGGGCCUGGACAUCCUUCAGCCCAGCGGCCAGUGCUUCAUCUUCAGGGACCUGGCCAUGCAGUCGUUUUUGGCCGCCAUGUUUUAUUUCUUUGACGAAUCUACAGACGCUGAUUUUGGUGGUGUGGCUCAGCUGGUGUCGGCGGUCUUGCGUGACAACCAGAGCCAUUUGUUUGUGGAAGGAGUGUUUGUGUACGGACUUACAGAUGAGACAACGAGGAAGGAGCUGGAGACCUCACUCGGUUUCCUGCUGUCAAAGAACAAGAAGCUGGAGAUCAUGCAAGCUCUAACGUGCCUCCGAGAGCGGGGCGAGGCCAUGAGCCUCCCAGAGUUGUUCCAAGGCUUGAUGGAAACCAGGGAUGAGGCCUUUAUGGGCAGCGUGCUAGAUCUAUUCGAAGAAAUGUCGCUCACAAUUUGCGAGAUGGAUCACUUCAUCGUGGCCACCUCCUGCCUGGAACACUGCCGGAGGCUGAGGACGCUGCGCCUGUGCAUCCACACCAUCUUCCAGGACUCCAAGCACAUCUGGGACCUGGAGGAACACGGGAGCAACAGGACGUUCCGAGGCCACCGAGGGGAGGACGGGAAUCUGUGUGAAUUCAGGAGAUUCUGCAGGGUACUCGGCUGUAUCCCAGACCUGCAGAGGCUGGAGCUGCACAGGUUCAGGAUCACCAUUGGGUACCUUAGAAUUCUCUUUUCAGCACUGGCUAACUGUACGGGCAGCCUCCAGAGCUUGUGGAGCACCUUUAUGCCUUCUGGAGAUUAUGAGCGAGAAUUUUUUGAGGCAGUGCUUCGUAGCCCUUACCUGAGGCAGGUGAAUCUGUAUGGAACCGGCUUCGAGGAGAAUGUCACAAUCUUAUGUGACACACUGAUGAAGCCAGACAACACCGUGGAGGACUUGAUGCUGGGGAAGUGUAACAUCUUGACGAGGCAUUGCGAGAGCUUCAGCUUCGUCAUAAAGUAUCAGAGGCUGCGGUGUCUGUCCUUGGUGGACAAUCCUAUUGGGAACAGAGGGGUGCAGCUUCUCUGUGGAGGCCUGAAGGACCCAAACUGCAUCCUGAACACCCUCAUGUUGUCGUACUGCUGUCUUACCCAGGUCGCUUGUGACUACAUUGCCCAAGCCCUUCGGGUGAACCGAUCUCUGUCUCUGCUUGACAUGGGGUCAAAUUUCCUGGAGGAUGUUGGGGCGGUGAAUCUGUGUAAAGCCUUGCGACAACCAGACUGCAGCCUACAGGAGCUCUGGCUGCCAGGCUGUUACUUCACUUCCGGGUGCUGCGAGGUCUUUUCCGAGGCAAUGACCUGCAAUGGUAACCUAAAGACCCUGAAACUCGGGGGCAACAAAAUCCAGGAUUCCGGCGUAAAACUCCUGUGCGAGGCCCUGCAGCACCCCAAGUGUGGACUGCAGACGCUCGGGCUGGACAUGUGUCCGCUCACCUCCGACUGCUGUGGAGACCUUGCCGCGGCCCUCAUCAGCUGCCCAUCGCUCAGGAGGCUGAGCCUGGACUGGGUGGCCUUUGACCACGCGGGUGUGGAGGCGCUGUGCGUGGCACUCAGCCACCAGGACUGCACCCUGGAGCUGCUGGGUCUGGACAAAGUUCUGCUGGAUGAGGACUCGCAGAAGCUUCUGGAAGUGGUGGUGGAGAACCGCGUCCCCCCAUUGACCAUCACACACCAGCCCUGGCUCAGUGAGGAGUACCAGCUGAGGGGGGUUCCUGAGCUCUAG
This is a messenger RNA of Dipodomys spectabilis (banner-tailed kangaroo rat), 3009 nucleotides long. RefSeq names its product NLR family pyrin domain containing 9 (gene Nlrp9). Lineage: Eukaryota; Metazoa; Chordata; Mammalia; Rodentia; Heteromyidae. The record is from RefSeq and is a predicted model, not a curated record. Bases 1 to 3009 code for a protein of 1002 amino acids. Gene Ontology annotation, molecular function: protein binding. Gene Ontology annotation, biological process: regulation of inflammatory response. Gene Ontology annotation, cellular component: cytoplasm. The transcript is spliced from 9 exons.